Spea bombifrons (plains spadefoot toad) is the source of this 1119-nucleotide messenger RNA. Its product is annotated as acrosin-like. Gene Ontology annotation, molecular function: serine-type endopeptidase activity. The transcript is spliced from 4 exons. Gene Ontology annotation, biological process: proteolysis; acrosome reaction. The coding region runs from base 399 to 1013 and encodes 204 amino acids. The record is from RefSeq and is a predicted model, not a curated record. Lineage: Eukaryota; Metazoa; Chordata; Amphibia; Anura; Pelobatidae.
GCUAUAGUUACAUUCAUCCCCUCCAUGGACAUUAAUUUACUUUCUAAUGCUUCAUAAAAUUCAGUGUCUCCUUUUCAUUUUUGUCUCAGCAUGCCCAUCAUUUUAAAUGAAAGUAAAACGUCCUUUUUCUCCAAUGUCUUUCUAUUUCAGUCUGUGGAGACAGACCCCUAGCGGAGGAUUUCCGUGGCUCCCGCGUGGUGGGAGGAAAGGAUGCGGAGCCCGGUAACUGGCCCUGGGUAAUCAGUAUCCAGGAGUACAGGGACGAUGAGUAUUUCCACGUAUGCGGAGGUGUCGUCCUUAAUAAUUUAUGGGUUCUGACAGCUGCCCAUUGUUUCCGGGAUGUUGGCAAUGAGUAUUAUUCUUGGAGACUUGUGUUUGGGACCAACCAACUCUCAGACAUGGGGGCACAUGCUCAGAUCCGAACUAUAAGAGAGAAGAUUGAACAUGAGAAUUACGACCCUGAUACCGAAAGCAAUGACAUCGCUUUGGUCAAGCUGGAUCAGACCAUCGUAUUUGACAAAUUCACUCAGCCUGCCUGCCUUCCUGCCAAACAAGCAAUUCUGAGCAAAUUGGACGAUUGCUACGUUGCAGGCUGGGGUGUCAUUAAAGAACAAUCCACUGGAACAUCGGACAUUCUUCAUGAAGCCCCAGUAAACAUUAUUCCAGUUCACCAUUGCAACCGCCCAACCUGGUACAACGGAGCAGUGGGUGACUACAACCUGUGUGCUGGAUUUGAGCAGGGAGGUGACGACAGUUGCCAGGGUUACGGCGGAGGACCUUUGAUGUGCAAAAGGAGCAAGGCUAAGUUCUACACUGUGGUCGGCAUAACCAGCUGGGGCUCCAGCUGUCGCCAGAAGCAAAUCCUUGGAGUUUUUACUUCAACCCAGUAUUACGACGAGUGGAUCAAUGGAGUCGUCUUCAAGAAACCGCAAAUGUCGGCUGUGAAGAAACUCUUCCGGCAAAUUGCUGAAUUCUUCUACAAAAUCGUUAAGAAGGUUUUUCAGCGCUCCUGAAUUAGAAAGAACCGAGCCAUCUCUAUGCAAGAGAGAACUGCAUAGCAAAUCAGCAAUUAGUUAUAUGUAUAGGCUAAUAGAUUAAUAAAUAGGAAUGCAUCAAUAA